AUGCCCUCCUCCUCCCAUAACUUCGCCUACACCGCCCUCGUCAACCCCUCCGACAUAACCCUAGACUUGACUAACCCCCACAUCACCGCCUCCCAACUCUGGGACGGCCUCCUCGCCAAAGCCCGCGCCGCCGAGGGCUUCGUCGGCGGCGCCAUCCUCUCCACGACCGUACUCGACGAGUCCAUCAACGAAGACGGCAACCUGGUCAUCAACCGCGAAGUCGUCUUCAGCGCAAUGCCCGACGCCAAGCCCGUCCAUGAAAAAGUCACGGCCUACGAGCCCUCGCAGGUGGACUUUGAGCAGCCGAAUGGCAGCGUCAUCAGUAAUGUGAUCAGUGAGGGCUUGCACGGGGAGUUGUAUCUGACAUAUGUGUUUCGGUGGAUGCAUCCCGGUUUGAGUGCGGAGGAGGUGAAGCGGGUGAUGGAGAAGGAGAAGAUGGGGGCGAAGACGGCGGUGCAGGCUACAUUGGUUGCGGUGCGGAAGUUGGUGCAGGAGGAAAAUGCUGCGCGCAAAAGUGCAGUUUGA
Penicillium diatomitis is the source of this 525-nucleotide messenger RNA. Its product is annotated as SRPBCC family protein. The coding region runs from base 1 to 525 and encodes 174 amino acids. The record is from RefSeq and is a predicted model, not a curated record. Lineage: Eukaryota; Fungi; Ascomycota; Eurotiomycetes; Eurotiales; Aspergillaceae. The transcript has a single exon.